CCGUGCCCGUGUGCGCGGGGAGCCCGCGGCGAGCAGCGCUCCGCUCCGCGGGGCGCCAUGGGGCGGGCGGGCCGCCGGCUGCCCGCGCUUGCAGCGCUCUUCUACGGGGCGCUGGCGGCCCUGGUGCUGCUGGGCGUGCGGGACGUGAUGUUCCUCUACGAGGAGAACCGGUGCAGCAUGACCUACAUGUACGAGUACCCCGAGUACCUGAAAAUAAAAUUACCUAAGAAAACAGCCAGACGAUACCCAGCAUAUGAGCUAUAUCUCUAUGGGGAAGGGAGCUAUGCUGAAGAGAACAAAAAUCUCCUAUUGACAGGAAUUCCAGUUCUCUUUCUUCCUGGCAAUGCUGGCAGUUACAAACAAGUACGUUCUCUUGGCUCCAUUGCACUUAGAAAAGCGGAAGAUGUUGACUUCAAGUAUCAUUUUAACUUCUUCAGUGUCAACUUUAACGAGGAGUUGGUUGCAUUAUAUGGUGGUAGCCUGCAACGACAGACCAAGUUUGUGCAUGAAUGCAUAAAAGUAAUUCUUAAGUUGUACAGGGAUCAAGAAUUUGCACCGAGCAGUGUAGCAAUAGUUGGGCAUUCCAUGGGUGGUCUUGUUGCAAGAGCACUGCUCACUCUGAAGAAUUUUAAGCCUGAACUUAUAAACCUGCUCAUUACACAAGCCACACCUCACAUUGCACCUGUAAUGCCUUUAGACAGAUAUCUUACUGAUUUUUAUACAGCUGUAAACAAUCAUUGGAUUCUAAAGGCCCAAGAUUUAAGAAAUUUAACUACCCUUUCUGUGGCGGGAGGAUUCAGAGAUUACCAAGUUCGUUCAGGACUGGCUUUUCUACCAAGAUUGAGUCAACAUGACAGUGCCUUAUCUGUUGUGAGCUCAGCUGUGCCUAAAGCUUGGGCCUCAACUGACCAUCUCUCCAUAGUGUGGUGCAAAGAACUGAUCCUGGCUACCAUUAGAGCUUUUUUUGAUCUCAUAGAUGAAAACACAAGGCAGAUAACUGAGGAUCCAAAGAAGAGAAUGUCUGUUCUGAAUCACCACUUUGUGAGACACCCUGCAAAGAUGUUUGAGGAAAAUCCUGAAGUUUUUACAAACCUCACAGGAGCUUUCAUGUGGAUUACAGUCAAAGGCUCAAAAUGGACUUACUCAGUUUACAAUGAUUCUGAUGGAAAAUAUUUCAUAUUUCCUCUUGCAAGCCACAGAAAAUCAUACAGUCAUGUUUACUGUGAAAAUAGUAUGUUGGACACAAGUAGCUGGAUUUAUGGCUGCAUGAACACUAAUUCAUCAGUGUGCCUGGAAGCUGCUGAUUUAUCCUGGAGAGCUGAGUUACUUCCAACGACCAAGGUUGUAAUGCUGAAACUUUUGGACUAUCCUUCUUUGUCCCACAUUGUCAUUCAGGUACCACCUGCAGUUGGCAAUAAGUAUACUUUGGGCUGUGAAUUCUUCAAAGAGGAUUCCAGAACAGUACAGCUCCCUGUAACACAUCUUUUUUCAUUUGGGCUUUCGUCAAGCAAAAUUCUAUUAAAUUCAAGUGGAUUACUUUACAAUGUACAGCUUCAGUACUUCAACCAAAUAUAUCAAGCUUUCAAAAUUUAUAUAGACAGCCACUGUCAGCCACUCAAAGAAAGAAAACCUAGUGUUUACAGACUUCAUAUCCCCUGGUCAUAUGAAGACUCAAUAACUGUAGCGAAAGUUCCAUCUCUUGCUGAGGUUUCAGCCAAGCUGCACAUUGCUCAGCCUCACAACGACAGCAGCCUUCCAGAGUUAAUCAUCUACUCUUCUCCAGACUGUCAGUAUGAAGUAAUUCUCAAGACCUCACUUCUGCAGGUUCUUGGGCAGAUAGUAAGGUUCCAUGCUGGUGCUUUUCCAGUGUAUAUUGUUUCUAAUAUUCUUCUUACUUAUGGAGGACAACUGAGCACAUUGAGAUCAACAGGCCAGUGUUCAGACUUCUCCCUUGAACUGGUUAGGACAGCAAAGCCCUACAAAGUAGAACCUCUUAUAAGCAUUGUUGUCUUUCUGCAGGGGUUUAACUGGUUUAGAGAGAUAUGGGAAUCACUGUCACUACCAGAGGUGGAUGCUGCUGUACUGAGUAGUCAGGAUGCAUGGUUCCCCCUUGUGUCCCUGAUUCUAUUUCUUUUUGGGACAGGCAUUGCCUACUGGAGUGGAGUAUUUUUCUCUACAUCUCUGAGGCUCUUCUCUUCAUUAUGGUUAACUCUGAUUAGACCUACUGAACUUCAAAAAGAUAAGUUGAUUACACCCAGAAGACUCUGUGGGAUGAUAUCUCUUGCUUUGGUUAGCUGGACCACUUGUGGUGCAUUUGCUGUGCUCAUCAUUUAUCUUCAAUACUUGUUCAAGGUUGUAAAACUGCAUGUGACUGUAAAAGCAGAGCAAAACAUGCACAACAGGGAUUCAGACCACUCAAAAGAAACUUCACAGAACUCCAGUACACACGCAGUUCAAGCCCAGAGUUCAGUGGACAGCAUUCCAGAAGCAACACAGUCUCUUUCCAACAGUAAAACACUUGCUGAAGCUGUGAACAGUCUUAAGAUACACAUUACAAUCCUUAAUUUAUUCACGUGGAUUGUGCUGCUCAACUUGCCAUCUUUAAUUUAUUGGUUAAAAAAUCUCAGGUACAAUGUUAGACUUGAUCCUGAUCCCUGUAGAUCCACAGCUAUUAUCCUCGUAUGUAUUUUAGAAAUUCUAAUGAGCUCAAGUACUUCUGAAGUGAAAUCAAGUAAACUCUUGAAGAUUGCAGCCAAAGUUCCACUCCCUUUGUCUGUUGCAAUGCUGGCCUUUGGACGAAUGCAUUUAUACAGAGUCCCACACUUUGUAACCUUUUCUCUUCUUCUACAUGUACUGUGCUGUUUUGUGUAAUGUUCAUUCUAUAUAGGACAUAUAUAGGACAAUGCACCCUAGAAACUUAACACUGGAGAUGGGAAAAAUUGCAACACAGAAAUGCCUAAAUUAAUAUGAUCAGUAGUUUACAUUAUGUGGGAAAGAGGACAGAACUGUGAAUACUUUACAAAAAAUUCAUGGUUUUAUUCAUGUUGCUUAGAAAACUUUUCCUGGUGUUUAUUUCAUGUCUCUGAAAAUGGAGUGGUUUUACUGUGUGUAAGCACAUGACUCAUAUCAGUGCAGCAUCUCAAUACUCUGCCUUGUAGUCACCUUGGUAUUUCACUAUACUGAUUUGUGAAAACAGACCUUUUUUACUCACUGUGCCAUGCAGUGUCUGUGUUCUGAACUUGCAUCUCUUGCAGGUCUAAAGUAUGCUGGUUGAAACUCAAUACAUUUCAAGCACACUGUGACUAUCACAAAAACCACACAGCCAAGUAUACUUUGAAUUAUUUUAUUCAAAAGCUGCCACAUUUGUGUCUAGACAAACUAGAAUGUACUGCUUAUAAAGAACUGUACUUCUGUCAAAUCAUUUGUUCAAUCAGUGUGAGUUGAACAUUUGUGAGAUUAUUGCAAGUCUUACACAUUUUACUUUUUGUGAGAGUGAGAAAACAACAGUAUUCUAUGUAGCUUUCUAUUCAGGAAGGACACCAGCAGAUUCAUAAACAAUUUGCUGUAAUGUUGUUUUAAAACAUUGUCAGUUUUCUCUGCAAUUUUGAAAUUAAUCCUUGGACUUUGUCCAUAUGUAGAAGCUAGCAAACAUUGAAAUAUGGUGUGAGUUAACAGUGCAGUUGCUGCACUCCUUCUAAGUAAAUAAGGCAGACUUUUUUCCUAAACAGAGAAUCAACCUCCUCCUAAUAAAUGCCAAUAUAUAAAAUAAAUAUGGAAUAGUUACAACCCUGCAAACUCCUGUCCUGCCAUACAGUGCUAACUUCUGCAUGUGGGCAAACUCAGUAAUAGUAAAAAAUACUGACCAUAAUUAUUAGCUCUGUAUAAAUUUUAUCUUAGUGCCUAGAUGCUACAGUGACUGCCAUUUAUAAUAAAGCCUACAAUAGCUAUUGUAUAAGGAAUUCUGUCACCCUGGCAUGUGUUUUGCCAAUAGAAAAAAAUCUCAGCAGUCCUUAGAUUUAAAUGAGGUAUUGAUUCUGUGUAGAGAUGAGCUUACUACUUGCUUCUGUGUUAGCUGUCUCUGCUGUGUUUGAGAUACCUGUUAUCUUCAUCUGGAAAUACUAGACCAGCUCAAUCAUCUUAUAGGAAUACCAAGAGGAAAUCUGCUGCUCACAGUCAAUCAAGUAUACUCUUGAUACAGUAGUACAGCCAGUCUGACCCAUUAAUUCCAUCAUAUCUUAAUUAUCUUGCCUAAAGUGCCUCAGUUAUUUCUAACGUGUUGUUAGGGUCAAUUCCUUUGAGCUGGCUGGAAAGACUCAAUUCACACAGUGACUUUCCAAAAUGGAGGACAAAUGUGAAGAAAGCCAUGUGUGUUUUGUUUGCUUAGAUUCAAGUCAGCAGUUCAAGUUAUUAGUAAGUCAUUAAAAGUGCUGUAACUGAGUAAGGAUAUUGUACUUAGCCAAACCACUGUCACUGCUAUCAAUAAUCUGUGUGCUGGUAUUCUAGUCUUAACCUUUUUUAAAAAGAAGGUUGAUUAUAAUAUAGUGUUUGUAAAUCAGAAAAGUUAUUUGAAUAGAUUAUAUGUUGAUAUUUUCUAAUCAAAUGUACGCUACACUAUAUGUAUAUGUAUAUAAGAUAAUUUGUGUGUCUUAAUAUGCCUGUAGCUAAAUGCACCAGUUAGUUUAACUAGAAAUAGCUGUUCAGACAUAGAAGAACAGUAUUGUACUUGCAAAUAUCUGUAAAUGAGAGAUGGUGGCAUUAGGACUGGCAAAGGGCUGUGAAAUGUGCAGGGUCUGAUUUCUGUGGAAGAUAGUUUACCUUGUCUUUCACAGUCCAUUUUACUCUAUUUUACUUGUGGUAUUGUUUUUCCACCUUAACAGACUCUUUCUGCAUGAAUCCCUUUGUUGGAAACCAAACACACUCAAUAUUUAGUAUCUUUGAUAGCUUUCAAAAUAUGUCAUAAAGUGAAACGACUGAAUUGCAGCAGCAUAGGAUAACACCAAUUUUUUUUUUUCAUUUAAUGAUUUUUAUUUUUUUUUAGCUGGAGUUCUAUUUAUGAUUGUUAGCACUCUUCAUAAAGCAAGUUCCAGUAUCUUGUGUAUAUUCCUGCCUGAUUUUCAAGUUGGAGGUAGGAAUAGUCCUGAGAUCUCAGAUGACAAGUGUUUCACAUCUCCCUCAACACUCUCUUUUCUCAGAGAGAGUUUAUCUUUACUGGGAAAGGAGAGGAAGUCUUACUCCUAUUUUGAAUUUAAAUGCAUUGUGUGCUAUUUAAUAGAUUUAAACUGUUGUCAGGGAUGUGCAUCUGGACUGUGCAGUGAUCAUGGACUGGACAACUUCAGCUGUUUGGCAGAUUAGGAGUCUAAUUCCAAUUAGAUUUGCCAUAUAACCAGUGGAUGGUAAUGGGAUUAGAACAAGUCUUAGAAUUUAUCCCAUUCUAAGAGAGGAUGAAUUAUCCUACUUGUCAUCUUGUCAUUCAGCUUUUGUAACAGUCUGAGAUUGUUUUGCAGGUAAAAUACUGUUUGUAGUUGUUGACUGUUUGUCUGUAGUUCUGCCACUGCUCAGUUACCAUUUCAGCAGAAAUGCAGAAUAACCCUAUACAUAUAUAUAUAUAUAUAUAUAUGUGUACUGUUAAUUGCAUAUAUAAGGAGAUGUAAAUAUUACUGAAAUAUCCUUUAUUAUGAGUGAGCUGCAUUUAUAAAACAGCUUUUGGCAAAUACAUUAUAAUGUCUCUUACUACCUUUAAUUACAUUAAAAUUCUACUUUAUUCUUCAAAUUUUAGAUUAUCCAGACUAUGUGGGAGGAGAUCAAGGCACAAAUUUUAAGGGUUUAGACCUCAGGAUGCAUUCAAAAUAAGAACUAUUUGUGGAUCUAAUACAAAUUUAUUUUAUAUGCUAUCAGAAACAGAAUGAGGAAGCAGGGUAAGAACUUAAAAUACCACUUAAAUGCCACUAACUUUUGGUACAGCAGAAUCUUUCUUUGACAGGGAGAUAUUUAAUGAGAAGCUUUUAGUGUUAUCUUCAUACCCUGAAAUUACUAUUGAAGUCUAUAAUCUUUUCUGCUUCAUGUCAUCAAACAUAUUCCUUACAGUUUCAUCUAGGUGUCUGAUAAAGAAAAACUCACAUCUUCACUGGAGUUACCAAAUGUAUCUUGGAACUGAGUGAAUUAAUGUUGUCCAAAAGCUAAUCUUUUUAGUUGUGAUUUAAAAGCUGGUUGCAGUGGGUCACAUUUCAGCAUCCUAUUGAAAGAAGAUUGGUUUGGGUGGGUUUUGGUGGGAGGUUUCUUUGUAUGUUUUAUUUCCAAGAACUGCAGUAACUGGAAUUUAGGUUAAUAUUAUUUCUGACAUUUAGAGUUCUCCCCUGAUUUUGCUUUUGAGUGAGCUUAUUCAUGUAGCAAAUCCUUCCUUAAUAUUAAUUUUCUACAUUUCCAAACAAAUAGAUGAAUAACAACAAAACCCUAAUCAGUGCAGUAGUAAUACACUGUAGAAGGCAUAGAGACUGCUGGUUGGUCUCAGUGAAUUUUUCAUCUAUAUAACCUAAUUGGGCUAACUUUAAAGUCAGUGAUUAAUAAAAUGUAUUGACAGUUAACCGCAAAAACAUUGCAUAUGUCAGUGUUUGAUAUAUCUCAUUUUCCAUGUGUUUGCCAGUAACAAGUGAUGAACUCACUCGGUGUUUUUCUGAAAUCUGAUAAAUCUGAUACAUCUGACAGCACAGAAUAAAGUCCAUUAUGUAGCUAUUAAUAAAUGUAAACAUUUGAGAAACUUUCAUUUGAAUCAAGUUUAUUUCAGUACAGGGUUGAGUGUGUUUAGACAUUUGUUGUAUUUAUACUGAGCUAAAACCAGCCAUUUACUGUUCUUUAGUACUUUGAGAUCUGAAAAUGUUUUUGGAAAUGGUUGUAGAGUCUGUACAAAAUUGUUGUUCUAAGUCACUUAGCUACUAGAAAAUUGUUAAUUGUAAAGUAGACUGAAUUCUUAAUGCUUACUUUCUAUUUAAUGUUUUAAUGGUGAUUGCUUUUCACUUAAUUUACAGCUUUGACUUUUCACAUAUCUUUUUUUUCUCUGGGAGAUAAUCAGUGUAGCUUUUGUAAGCACUUAACACUGUAAUGUAAAAUAUACAAUUUUCAUCACUGCUUCCUUAGGGGAGACAUACUUGUGUAACCAAAACUACAUACUGCUCUUAUAUAGCCUCUAGGAAAUGUGUGGCAAUGAAGGACAAUUCAAAAUUAAUCCAAUUUUCAUUUCAAAGUACAACUUCUACCUUUUUUUAAGAGCCAGAACUUUAAACUAGAAUAUUAGAAUCCAUAAAGUCUUUAAAAAUGUGAAAACCUUUUGCAAAGACUAUACUUUCAGAUUUCUGAUUUUUAUUUAUGGAAGAAUGUGUUAAAAGCUUUUAAUCAGCUUAUCUAUCCUCAAACUCAAGUAAAAAGUAUAUACUUUGUCUUAUUAAUAGAUACUGCUGCUUUUAAAAAUUAAUUUUGAGCAUUUAGAGAAAAUUCCACUGCUCUUAAGCAAAUCUGCCCAGCCCUCAAUUUUUCAGGUGUCUAAGCACCUAACUGCCUCAAAUAUGUGCUUAUUGCCUUGUAGGAGGAAAACCUAAGCUGUGAUAUUUUGACUUUCACUUUCUUAAGAUUUAAGGUUUCUUUCUGCAUUCUUAAAUGUAGACAGAUUUUGCUACUCAUGCUGUCAUAAACAAACCUUGUAAGUAUGUCCUCUCUACAGUUAUUGGCAAGUUGUGCUCUGGCCUCUGUAGGAAUGUGUGGUGUCAGAGCUGAGUUUGUCUCUAAAACACCAGGAGUGGUGACAUCAUAAUUUUUGUUAUUUGUGGCACAUAAUUGCAGGUUCUCCUUCCACAUGUAGCUCUCUUAUGGCUGGCAGUGUCCCUGCCCUGUAGUGCCGAGCAGAUGUUCCCAGAAGAGUGGGAACCCUCACUGACCUGGGAGGAAGUGCAGCAGCUCUGUCCUAUAGGCUUUGUUGAAAUACCAGCCAAAACUAUUUUCCCCGUCCAAAUUAAAUAAUUUCAGGGUGUAUCUAAGUAUCAAAUGUGCAAGUGUGCUGAUGAUUAUUUUUACAAAAGGCUAAGUGCAUUAUUUCAGGAUCAAUUCAGGCUUCAGUAUUUUCCACCUCCUUCACUCUGAGUUUGGAAACAGCAUUUGAGACUGCAGCACCUGACAGCUGGAAUAUUUUGCAGAAGUCUACAGGCAGUAGACAGGACACAUAUAAUUUGAGUGCCAGACCAAAACUGAAAUGUGAAAUUCCUCACUGUGACUUUACACUUGUAGCUUUCUAGAGAAAAAAAAAAAAAUAUAGAUAUAUAUAUAUAUACUGUGCCUUAAACCAGUAAAUGAAUACACUUUUAACUGUAGCCUGUGGACUUCCAUAGCCUUAUAUUUGAUUUUUAUCUUGACCAAAAAUACUUGUGUGGAUCAUACUGAAACUUGAUUUGGGGAAAAUGCUUUAAAAAUUUUAUUGACCCCACUUAGAGAAAUGAAGAUUUAUGACAAGUACAGCAUACUUUUUGUUUGGAAUCACACCAACCAAAGUCAGAAAGCUUUAGCUAACCUGAAUUUUUCAAGCCUUUCUGUUGUGACCAAAAGAAAAAUAAGGAAGGAAAACUAGUCACAGUUAUCUGUCUCAGCUUUGAAGUCUGUGUGUCAAAUUAUUUUUAAACAUUUUGUUCUUUAUUCCUCAAAAAAAAAAAUCCUCUUAUUGUAGUUUAAGCAAAAUACUGUAUUUUAGCCAUUGAAUAGCAGAAUCUUCACCAGUGUGAGAAGAAAACUAGACAGGGGCGGGAUUGAUUCUUUGUGUUAAGACUCCAGAAGUUUUGAAUACUAAAUUUUACUUUUUAGGAAAACUAUGCAUUUUUAAACCCCUGAAUAUUCACAUGUAGAUUCUCUUUUUUGGAGAAAAGAAAUUUGUACUUUUUUUUUCCCCCACAUUCAUUAAAGAAAACCAGAAAUACUUAAAAUCUUGUUAUAAUAUAGUAGAAGGAUUUCUUAUGUAUAUUUUUUAAUACAAAGAGCUCAGGAAAAGCCUCCUGGCUUUUCUUAUUUGUCACCAGAGGAUUCUUUGUGUGUUUUGAACAAACCCCCCCAAAUUCUGACAUCCCCCCUCCCACAUUAGGACCACAUAGCACUGAACCUUGGAAAGUGAUGCCACCUCAGAGUUUAUUGUUGUGCUGUGUGUAUUUAGACAUGCACACAAAUGACUGCACAUCAGCUGGUCACAGAGCUGCUUUGAAGCAAUACACAGGAAAGUUAUAAAAACCUCCUUUCACUAAGCACCAGCUUCAGUCUGGCUGCCACAGUGCUGCUGCUUCUGUGGCACAACACAGAACACACAGUCUUUGUGUCUUCCCUGCUGCUUCCUUCAGUGUGCUGGCUUAGGACUUUCUAAAACUCAUUCCAGUCACCUCACUUUGUUUUGUGAUGAUGUUUCAGCCAUCCUGGCCAUUGGUAAUUUUUUAGCCACUGGAAUAUUCUAGAAUUGAAACCAUUGAGAAGGUAGAGCUGCCUUUCAGGCCUUUAUGUAUGAUGACAAAUUGAGAAAAACUGUGUAACUUGAUUCCCCGAUAAGCUUUUAAUUGUUUUUUCAAGCACAAAGACAGAAUAAUGUUGGCCAAAUACCUGGCUUGGGGGAUUAGUGGGGAGGGAAGGAUUUGUUGGUGUUAAAAGGACUUAAAACUUUGAAGAAAACAUAUGUAAUUUUGGGAAAAAUCUUAUCACUUCUCAAGUAAUCUGUCUUAGAAAUUUUUAACUCUUCCUCUGUUUUCAGUUCUUACGUAACUACUGUAAAUCUGAUGUUGUACGUGAAUCUUGCUCUUAAUAUUUACAGGUUUUUAGAGAUGUUGGCAGGGUCUUAUCUAUAAAUGUUUGAAUAACGCUAUAACAAAUUAUUGUGCUUAUAAAAAUGUUUAUAACAAGGUUCUUACAGAUUAUGCCAUAUAUUAUAAACCUUGGCAAAAUCCUUGUCUUGUGAGAUGCUGAGGAAACCUUGGAAAAGGAAUUUUCAGAUAAUGUUGUAAUUGCUGGAAGAUGAAAUCUCAUAGUCUUUAAAAACUGCAUUUAGAUACUUUUUUGUUGUAAUUGAGGGCAGCUUGAUUGGGAGCUACUCUGGGAUGUUCCUGUUUUGUUUAGUGGUUUCCCUGGCUUCAGUGUGUACUUCAAUUUUUUUUUUUGUCUCUCUUUUUACCUAAAUGUGUAUGACUUAAA
Messenger RNA from Oenanthe melanoleuca, 10200 nucleotides. RefSeq names its product post-GPI attachment to proteins inositol deacylase 1 (gene PGAP1). The record is from RefSeq and is a predicted model, not a curated record. Bases 58 to 2871 code for a protein of 937 amino acids. Gene Ontology annotation, molecular function: phosphatidylinositol deacylase activity. NCBI's taxonomy places the organism in Eukaryota, Metazoa, Chordata, Aves, Passeriformes, Muscicapidae. Gene Ontology annotation, cellular component: endoplasmic reticulum. Gene Ontology annotation, biological process: GPI anchor metabolic process; endoplasmic reticulum to Golgi vesicle-mediated transport. The transcript is spliced from 27 exons.